AUGGUUCUUACGGAGGCUGAGAUUCUCGAGGUUAAAGCUGAACUAAUUCGUGUCAAAGAAGGAUCAGAAUUAGAUGCAGAGCAUGAGAAGGAAUUGGAAGAGAAGAUGACCGAGUACGCUGAGAAAAAAAAGGUUAUGGGUCAAUUACAUAACGCUAUGCUCAAAAUGUUAAAGAAAUCUGUUGUGAAGAAUCAGGCUCACGAGGGAAAGGGGAAGUACUAG
Messenger RNA from Microthlaspi erraticum, 222 nucleotides. Lineage: Eukaryota; Viridiplantae; Streptophyta; Magnoliopsida; Brassicales; Brassicaceae. The record is from the annotation of a GenBank genome assembly.